AUGCAGCCCCUGGUGAUGCAGGAAUGGCCUUAUGUCCUCCCACGGUGUCCUGAGUGGCAUGCCCCAGAGCUGGUGCAGCACAACAGCACUGCCCACCCGCUGUCUCAGGUUGAUGUCUCACAGGAUGGUGCAGGACCUUCGUGCAUAACCCCCCGGGCUCUGAGCAGUGCUGCUGGGCCCCAGGCCCCUCUGGAGAUGAAUCUUUGCUGGAACGAGAUAAAAAAGAAAUCCCACAGCCUUCGGGCUCGGCUGGAGGCCUUUUCUGACCACAGUGGGAAGCUGCAGGUGCCUCUCCAGGAAAUCAUAGACUGGCUGGGGCAGAAGGAUGAGGAGCUCUCAGCACAGCUGCCCCUGCGGGGUGAUGUCCUUCUGGUGCAGCAGGAGAAGGAGAUGCAUGCGGCUUUCAUGGAAGAAGUGAAGUCUCGGGGACCGUACAUUUACUCUGUCCUGGAGUCGGCACAGGCUUUCCUUUCCCAGCAUCCGUUUGAGGAAUUAGAAGAACCAACUUCAGAAAGCAAAGAUGUCUCUCCCCGGCACCGGAUCCAGAACCUCAGCCGCUUCGUCUGGAAGCAGGCGAACGUGGCCAGCGAGCUCUGGGAGAAGCUCACCGCCCGCUGCGUGGACCAGCACCGUCACAUCGAGCGGACUCUGGAGCAGCUGCUGGAGAUUAAAGGGGCCAUGGAGGAGCUCAGCACAACGCUAGACCAGGCUGAAAGCGUGCGUGAAACCUGGGAGCCCAUUGGGGACCUCUUCAUUGACUCCUUGCCAGAACACAUCCAGUCGACAAAGCUGUUCAAAGAGGAGCUCUCCCCCAUGAAGGAUGGGGUGAAAGUGGUCAAUGAUCUUGCACACCAGCUUGCCAUCUCAGAUGUCCACCUGUCCAUGGAGAACUCCCGCACCCUGGAGCAGAUCAACACGCGCUGGAAGCAGCUGCAGGCCUCCAUAAACGAACGCCUGAAGCAGCUCCAAGAUGCCCACCGGGACUUUGGACCAGGCUCCCAGCACUUCCUCUCCUCCUCUGUCCAGGUCCCCUGGGAGCGAGCCAUUUCCCCCAACAAAGUGCCAUACUACAUCAACCACCAGGCCCAGACGACAUGCUGGGACCACCCGAAGAUGACAGAGUUGUACCAGACGCUGGCGGAUUUGAACAACAUCAAGUUCUCAGCUUAUCGGACGGCUAUGAAACUGCGGCGAGUGCAAAAAGCCCUGCGAUUGGACAUGGUGACCCUGACCACAGCCUUGGAAAUCUUCAACGAGCACAAUCUGCAGCCCAGCGACCGGGCAAUGGACGUGGUAGAGGUCAUCCACUGCCUGACUGCCCUCUACGAGAGGCUGGAGGAGGAGAGGGGCAUCCUGGUGAAUGUCCCACUCUGUGUGGACAUGAGCCUCAACUGGCUGCUGAAUGUCUUUGACAGUGGCCGCAGCGGGAAGAUGAGAGCUCUCUCCUUCAAGACAGGCAUUGCAUGUCUGUGUGGGACAGAGGUCAAGGAGAAGUUUCAGUAUCUCUUCAGCCAAGUGGCGAACGCUGGGGGACUGUGUGACCAGAGGCACCUCGGCGUCCUGCUCCACGAGGCCAUCCAGGUCCCACGCCAGCUGGGGGAGGUGGCAGCUUUUGGAGGCAGCAACGUGGAGCCCAGCAUCCGCAGCUGCUUCCGCUUUAGCAAUGGGAAGUCCACCAUUGAGGCAUCCCAGUUCCUGGAGUGGGCCAACCUGGAGCCACAGUCCAUGGUGUGGCUGGCCGUGCUGCACCGGGUGACCAUGGCCGAGCAGGUGAAGCAUCAGACCAAGUGCUCCGUCUGCCGGCAGUGCCCCAUCAAGGGCUUCAGGUACCGGAGCCUGAAGCAGUUCAAUGUGGAUAUUUGCCAGACUUGCUUCCUCACCGGGCGAGCCAGCAAGGGCAACAAGCUGCACUACCCCAUCAUGGAGUACUACACCCCGACUACAUCCAGCGAGAACGUGAGAGAUUUUGCUACAACGCUGAAGAACAAGUUCCGGUCCAAGCAGUACUUCAGCAAGCACCCACAGAGAGGUUACCUGCCUGUCCAGUCUGUGCUUGAGGCUGACUUCUCUGAAACCCCAGCCUCCUCCCCGAUGUUACCACAUGCUGACACCCACUCCCGGAUCGAGCACUUUGCUAGCAGGCUUGCAGAGAUGGAAAGCCAGAACUGUUCCUUCUUCAGUGACAGCCUGUCCCCUGAUGAUAGCCUGGAUGAGGACCAGUACCUGCUACGUCAUUCCAGCCCCAUCACGGACAGAGAGCCUGGGGGCAACCAGCAGGUCCCAGGAAGCCUCAACAUGGAUGACAAGGGAGAUCUGGAGAGAAUCCUGGCCCACUUAGAGGAUGAAAACAGAAUCCUCCAGGGAGAGCUGAGACGUUUGAAAUGGCAGCAUGAUGAGGCAGUGGAGUCUCCAACCUUGGCUACAGGUUCCCCUGAAUCAGUGCAAGACCCACAUAACGAUGAGCUCCUGGCAGAAGCACGAAUCCUCCGGCAGCACAAGAGCCGCCUGGAGACUCGCAUGCAGAUCCUGGAGGACCACAACAAGCAGCUGGAGUCCCAGCUGCACCGACUGAGGGAGCUCCUGCUGCAGCCUCCAGCAGAGUCAGAUGGCAAUGGCUCAGCAGGCUCCUCCUUGGCCUCAACUCUGCAUCAGUCUGAAGACAGCCAGGCAAAGGAGAAAGAGCACAACACCCCUGACACCGAAGCUGCAGAUGAGGUGGAAGCCAAAACCCAGGAAGUCAGCGUGUGCCUGGAAGACAUCAUGGAGAAGCUGCGGAGCGCCUUCCCCAGCUCUCGAGGUACUCGAGUGAAAUCCCCCUCCAUGGCCUCCUACUGCUCCCUCAGAUGA
Molecule: messenger RNA, 2847 nt
Organism: Indicator indicator
Lineage: Eukaryota; Metazoa; Chordata; Aves; Piciformes; Indicatoridae
Gene: DRP2
Product: dystrophin related protein 2
Exons: 22
Coding region: 1-2847 (948 amino acids)
Biological process (GO): synaptic signaling
Cellular component (GO): plasma membrane
Molecular function (GO): protein binding; zinc ion binding
Source: RefSeq, a predicted model, not a curated record